Microdochium trichocladiopsis is the source of this 6073-nucleotide messenger RNA. RefSeq names its product C2 domain in Dock180 and Zizimin proteins-domain-containing protein. The coding region runs from base 201 to 5894 and encodes 1897 amino acids. The record is from RefSeq and is a predicted model, not a curated record. Gene Ontology annotation, biological process: small GTPase-mediated signal transduction. Lineage: Eukaryota; Fungi; Ascomycota; Sordariomycetes; Xylariales; Microdochiaceae. Gene Ontology annotation, molecular function: guanyl-nucleotide exchange factor activity; small GTPase binding. Gene Ontology annotation, cellular component: plasma membrane; cytoplasm. The transcript has 2 exons.
GCGAACGGCGGUUUGGCAGCGACUCUGGGAAGAGCGGAGUGGCCUCGCCGAGCGCCAAGGCUCGCAAGCAAGCCGAGGCGGGCAAGACGUCGGGCGCAAGAACCAGUGGGAGCACAACCGCCGUCGACGAUAACAGGCGGAAGACGAAACCGCCCCCUCAGAGGCUCCCUGGAGAGCCCAAACCUGCGGCCCCCGUGCCGAUGCUCAGGAUUGGCGAUGAGUCGCCUACGUCUGCCUCUGAACCUUUGAUCGACGAGAUCGCGUCGUGCCUGCGCGAGUGGCACUCAACCAACUUUCACGAACUUCUCCUAUCUCGGCAAUAUGGCUCUCUGGACAAGGUAUCACAGCUGAUUCAGGCGCUGGACCUGGCGCGGCGGCAAUUCCUCCACAAUGUGCUUACGACCAACGAAUACGAUGCGCUACGCGAGAAGACAGUCUGGAAUCUAGUACGGGGAAACAAGUUGUGCGGCGGUGAAGUUAUAGUGCGCGAUCCUCAGCAGAGAGGUCGCGUGUUAACGGGCGAGGAUUCUGUCGUCGAGAUCACCAAGCUACAAUCAGUCAUGAGUCUUCUGGACGAGCCACCGGUAGCUCAUGCGGAGAUCACUGCGCUACACCACCUCAUGGUAGAUAUCCGAAGCUUCGCAGGGUCAUCCAACGAGCCAACAACGUUGCUCAUCUCCCUUGUCAGCAGAUCAGUGGGCGGCACCGUGACGGCCUUGUCGGAAAGUUAUCUCAUCGAGAUUCCAGCCGGUGGUCUCAUGGGCGGCAACUCCAAGGAUGGCCAUAUGCGGACUCUAUUCACUGAUCUGACUUCUGGUGACAUUGGAGAUGCUCCGUCCGCCGACUCCGAGCUGUUUUUGGUUGUCAAAAUACGAGCUCCGCAGCAGAUCACUGCAGGAAAGCCUUCUUCUCGUUCUGGAUCGUUCUCGCAACCAAAUUCUCCCUUCUCCAAAGAGAAACCCCCGACCUCGAGUAGCACAAAGGCUUCUAGAAGAAGCCUCAUGUGGGGGACUACGCGCUCUGCGUUUUCUCGCGGUGGGAUCAAGCUCGAUGCGCUGUCUGAGCAGCCAGAAGAACGACCGCAGACGGACCGGACAGAGAGCCGCGAAGGGCCGAUACCACCCAGCACUGCCGGAUCCCGUGGUGCCCGACCCUCGAGUGACGGCACACAGGUCACACAGAUGACUGUCGACCGGAUGGUGGGGCUUGGUGUUCUCAAGAUCAAUGCCAUCAUGCAGCAGCCCGAUGAGGUGGAACAUGUUGUAACGAUAUGGUCUGCAACGAAUCAGUCGAGCUUUGACGGGCAGCAAGAUGACGAAUGCGACAUCCUGGUCAAGCACCUCCUAGACAGCAAGUCUGGUCAUUACGAAAAGUCGAGGAGAGCGGAACGGUUGCAGGUGCAUCUGAAGCCCUUUAAUCACCAGGACCCGGACGCUUUGAUCAAGGCGACACCAACACUACUUUCUGGCAUAAGCAAGACGCCCAAGAUGGGUUUCCCCGGAGCACCAACAAAGCCACGAUCCGACAUCUACAUAACCAUACACCAAGCACUUCUUGCACGGCAGAACCUCUUGUCACGGGUUGGAGGUAGCGCCACCGCAUUACCAAGCAGCAUGCACGGCAACAAUCUCGCUGUCACACUCGAGGUGCGCUCGUUAUCUGGUGACCGCAUAGAGAACUGCAUAUAUUCUGCCUCGAACGCCGAAGCUGUCUCGGCAUGGCAAUCCUUCGCGACCGAACGCAGUGAGCGCUGGAACCAGUGUCUCCGACUAGCUUUAUCUCCUGAAGAGGUCAUGACAUCUCACGUCAUGGUCACCGUCGCAGACCUGCCGCAUCCGCCAUUCGCAAUUGGCUACCUGCCUUUAUGGGAGCAACAAGCUUUUUUGAGCGAUGGCGUACAUUCUCUGCUAUUGUAUAAGCUGGAAGACGGCGCUCGGACCGCUCAACCAGGUCCAACUGGCCAGGGUGGGUAUCUGUCAGUACCCUGGGGGCCACGAGUAGAUUCAUCCGACGUAACUGGUCCCCUUGCGACGCUGCAGGUAGAAAGCUACUUGUGCAGCACGCGUUUCUCCCAAGACAGAGUGAUUCUAGGGCUUCUCAAGUGGAAGGAGAUUCCAAAGGGCGAGAUACCAGCCCUGUUACGACAAGUCAUCUUCGUACCCGAGAUUGAGAUUGUCAAGCUUUUGAACGAGGUUUUGGACGCCCUGUUUGGCGUUCUCGUCGAUAACCAGGAGAAUGACGAAUACGAAGACUUGGUCUUCUCGGCUCUGGUGCGAGUUCUAGACAUCAUCCAUGAUAGGCGGUUCAACCUUGGGCCGCUUGUCGACCAGUACGCCGAGACCAAGUUCAACUAUCCCUUUGCCACCGCUUGUCUCGUUCGCUCCUUCACGAGGCUUCUCUCCAAACCGACAGAACCUGAGACUGCACGCAAGCUCCGGGCCACCUUGAAGGUCGUCCGGUACAUCCUGAAAUUCAUCACUCAUGCUAGAGAUCAGCAAAAGGCGAAGGAAGCCGGUAUUGGGAUUGUUAAUGGCAAUCCUGGCUUCACCAGGCACCUGCAGAACAUCUUCAAGGCCUUGGACUCGAUGAUGCGCAGUACUGCCCCAGUCCUCGUCGGCAGUCAAACACUGGCAGUUCAGCAUUUCCACACAUGGCUGCCAGAGCUCACUGGGCUUCUUACCACAGAGGAGAUUCUCCACAUCGCAAUUGACUUCAUCGACUCUUGUGCACUGGUCAAAGGCAAGCUCGUUUUGUACAAGCUUGUUCUGAUCAUCAACUACUCAAAGCUGGCACUUUUCUCGCAACCCGAACAGCGUUCCGCACUCUGCGCCAAUACGGUUCGGUGGAUCGCGCCUCACUGGGGCGAGGCGACCGAGGUUACAGACCAAUGGAAAGACCAGGUCAGGCUGUGCUGCUCCAUCAUCGCCAGUCAAGCUGAUCACCUUGGACCAGAAGUCCCCGACUAUAUUCCCAAGAUCACGGAGUCUUUCCGCUUGAUCCAGGCCGCUGGAAGCCAACCGAAGAAUAAGCUCUCGUUGCUCUUUCCCGCAAGCUAUCCGUUCCCUGCUAAGCCCAUAAGCGGCGAGCCUGUGCGGUUCGACGAGUCUUUGAUUGAGCUGUCAGCCGUACUUUCUGCCUUAGCCAAUUCACCCCAGGGCAUGCAACUGGAGCUUACCGAAGAUGAUCUGGCGAGCGUGCUUAAAAGCAUGCUGCAAGUGCACAUGAGCAUUCUGCAAGGGGAGGCCUUUCCCUCGACGUGGCUAAGCGUGCAUAUUUACCACCACAAGUCGACCAUGAAGACCUUGCAGUACUUGUCCACAAUCAUGCUGGAUACUUUCCUGCCAGAUCCCGACGAUGCCGAGAACUUUGAUACAGAACUGUGGAAGAUGUUCUUUACGACAUUGCUCAAGCUUGUUGGCAGUGAGUGCCUUGCGCUCGAGACGUUCCCCGAGCAAAAGCGCCGAGCGGUGUGGAAGAUCGCCGGCGAUGUGCGCGAACAUGGCGCCGAGCUGCUCCGACGUACCUGGGAAGCAAUCGGUUGGGAGACGACUGCAGACGAGCGCUUGAGGUACGGCUUGAGCAAGAUGGGUGGCUACCAGGUCCAAUAUGUCCCGUCCCUGGUCGGGCCUAUUGUAGAGCUGUGUCUCAGUGUGCACGAGGGUCUAAGGAGGAUGGCUGUCGAGGUCUUGCAGACAAUGAUAGUCAGCGAAUGGACACUCAGCGACGACCUGUCUGUUAUCCAGACGGAAAUGAUCGACUGUCUCGAUCGCUUCUUCAAGGAGAAGGCCAUGACGGAGAGCAUCUUGCAGAAGCUGUUUGUGCAGGAACUGCUCGACAGAUUCGAGCCGCUAUCGCACAUUGAGGACGAUGCCAUGUACGCCGGGCUCAGGGAUUUGAUUGCAACAGUAGACGAGUUUCUCGACCUUCUCGUUGCUGUUCACGGCGGCGAGGUCACGGGGCAGGCAUCAAACCUCAUCAACCGACUGCGGCUCAUGGAGUUCCUCCGAGACAUGCAGAAGGAAGAGAUCUUCAUUCGCUACGUACAUCAGCUCGCUCACCUGCAGGCAGAAGCAAGAAACCACACGGAAGCCGGACUUGCACUCAAGCUCCAUGCCGAGCUAUACGAAUGGGAUCCUACCAGGAACACGAGGGCGCUGCGUGACCCCGACAUGCCUGAACAGUCGCACUUUGAGCGCAAGGAGCGCAUCUACUUCGAAAUGAUCAAGCACUUUGAGGAUGGCGAGGCGUGGAGCAGUGCUCUUGCUGCUUACAAGGAGCUGCAGAACCAGUACGAGAACAACGUCUUCGAUUUCGCCAAGCUGGCUCGUACCGAACGUGCCAUCGCCACAAUUUACGAGACUUUGGCCAAGAGCGAAAGGCUGGUUCCCAAGUACUUCAAGGUUGUGUACAAAGGUCUUGGCUUCCCGACAGCCCUGCGUGAUAAGGCCUUUAUCUGCGAAGGAUCUCCUAAUGAGCGCACCUCUGCGUUCACAGAUCGCAUGCAAGGCCAGUAUCAGGCUGCGCAGAUCAUCACGAGUGGGGAUGUGGACUCGGACACUGAGGGCCAGUUCCUCGUGGUGUCUUCCGUGAGCCCACACCGUGAUCUCAGUCACCCGGUCUUCCAACGUGCCAGAGUGCAGCAGCCCAUCCGUGACUAUCUCCUCUCUGCCCACCCUCAGAUGUUCUCGGUAUCGUCAAAGCGCAGCACGAACGGACCUGUCUCAACUCACCACGCGGAAAAGACGUUGUACACCACGGCGGAAUCCUUCCCAACAAUCCUCCGACGCAGCGAGAUUGUGGAGGUCGACACUGUCCAGCUUGGUGCCAAGGAGACCGGACUCGAGCGCAUUGUCCGCAAAACGCAGGAGAUGACUGCCGUGGAGAAGCGACUCGCUGAAGGUGACGAAGAAGUCGCUCAGCUCCUUGUAGACGCGAUUCGUAUUUCGGUUGAUCCCGAGUCAGAAACAAGUGUUGUGGGCUACAGAGAGCUGCUUCCCAAGCCUGCGCACAAGUCCAGAGAAUUGAACCCCAUGGACUCGGAUGAGGAGGACGAUGACGAUGACGAGAGCGACGAAGGCGAGCCAGAGCUUAGCGAGAAGGAGAACGCGAUCAAGAUGGCUCUCGUGGACCACGCGAUCAUGCUCAAGAGGUGUCUUAGCAGCUUUGCGCGAAGCAGCAAUCCAAUCCUGCGGAAGGCUUAUCAGGAUCUGUACAUGCACUUUGAGUCAACUUUCGCUCCAGAGAUCGCCGUCUUCACUCCGGCCGCCAUGCCGCGCGACCAGCAGAGCACGCCAUCCCCUACAUGGCAGAGAUCCCCGCGCCUGACCGACAGCUCGCCACCACUCGGCCAGAUCAGCGCAUCCGGGUCAAAGGGCGUCGUCGAGGAAGCAGCCUCUGUGCAGCCCAUCACUGUGCGCCAGCGAGGUGCCCGGCUCAGCUUCCUUGGGGGCAAGAGGAAGGAGUCACUGUCCUCGGGUAACGAUGUCGUUGCUUCGCCACAGCUGAAUGGGGAUGGCGAGACGGGCCACGCGUCGCCCGACAGAACCAAAGACCAUGGUCACAGGAUGAGCUUUUUCCGGCACGGAUCUAGUGACAACUCCUUCACGCCUGCCCAUCACGAAACGAUGCACUCGAACGGCUACUCGCAUCAUCGCGGGACGCCAUCCAUGUCCACCGCGCAGGACCGUGGCCUCAAGAGCCGCGACAUUAUUGACGUGGUCGAGAAGGGCAUCGACCGUGGUGGCGAGCACACCGCCGUGGUGGAAGGUGGCCACGGCGCCAACGGCGAGAGCGGCCUGAUGAAGAAGGCUAGCAUCCGCAAACGCUUCAGCACGCUCAAGCUCGCGACGAAGAAGAGCAAGAACGCCCUCAUGGGUGAUGUGCGCGAGGAAUGAACACGGGGGCGUUGCCCAACCUCGACGUCUUUGACGAAUCACUGAUAUUCUGCUUCAUACCUGACCCUUAAUCCGUUCCACGCGGCCAUACAUUUCACACCAUUGCAUAUCGUCAUAAUCACCAUCAAGAUUCUCGGCACUUCUGUCAUCAUAUUCUUUUUUUUUUCGAAGAGAUCUUU